Molecule: messenger RNA, 2049 nt
Organism: Aspergillus luchuensis
Lineage: Eukaryota; Fungi; Ascomycota; Eurotiomycetes; Eurotiales; Aspergillaceae
Product: putative topoisomerase family protein TRF4
Exons: 3
Coding region: 1-2049 (682 amino acids)
Biological process (GO): RNA 3'-end processing
Cellular component (GO): nucleolus; TRAMP complex
Molecular function (GO): poly(A) RNA polymerase activity; mRNA binding
Source: RefSeq, a predicted model, not a curated record
AUGCCGCCGGCUUUCGAGUUUCGGGGAAAUGACCGACGGUCAGGACACCAACCCCGACAUGAGUUCACUUUCCGUUAUGCGCGCCCUGGAACCUCCGAACGGCCGCUUUUGAGAUCUAAGCGAGAGACAACCCCAGAACAGCUACUUCCCUCCGGCGCUGCGGACUCGAAACCGGCUUUGAAGUUCGCGCCUGUGGCGAACCUUAGCGAUAGCGAGGAAGCCGAUAUGGACGUCUCUUCGGAGGAUGAGGAUGAAGCAGCCCACCCGCGCAAAAAGCGUGCGGUCGAUCCCAACAAUACCGGCACCGCGACGGCUGCUCCAGCACCACCACCGGCCCCCAAAUGGUCCAACCCCGAUCCCUAUACGGUCUUGCCUCCUCCGGAUGAGACCCAGGGUAAGCGAGUGGACGUCGUCAAGUUGAUUCGCAAGGCCCGGAUUGCUGCAACCGCGGCGGCACAACCCACACAAGAAGAUGCGGUGAAGACCAACGAAGAUUUUAUUUCGCUGAGUGGCUUGGUUGAUGAAGAUGAAGGCGGCGGAAACGCGCCCGAAGGUGCACCAACCGGACCAAGGCGCCAGCUGGAGGGCAAGGACUCGGCGUUUGGAAACAGAAAGAGGACAUACGAUGAUGAGAUCAAGGGUGUCUCUAAGAAGACUGGGAAGCCGUUGAGCAAAUACUAUGAUGAUGGCUCGAUCAUUGACGAGUGGAGAGCCCGCUCGUCGGAAAAUGCAACACCGUGGGCAAGUAGCAUGGCUCCCAGUCUACAUGUGGGCGCAAGGCUGCACAACGAGAUCCUCAGCUUUUAUCACUGGGUCAAACCCGUGCGCUAUGAACAGAUCGUGCGAGAGGACUUGGUGGCGAGGCUACAGGCUGCAUUCCAGAGCAGGUACUAUGGGGUGCAACUUCGGCCUUUUGGCUCUUUUGCGUCGGGUCUAUAUUUGCCCACUGCCGAUAUUGACCUUGUACUACUCUCCACGAAUUUCAUGCGCAACGGUAUCAAAACAUUUGGUGAGCGGAAAGGCCAGAUCUAUGCAUUCUCUGCAUUCUUGAAGAACCUGAACAUUGCGGUGCCCAACUCGAUCGAGACGAUCGCUCAUGCCCGAGUACCCAUUCUGAAGUUCGUGGACAAGUUGACUGGCUUGAGGGUGGACUUGUCGUUCGACAAUGACAGCGGGUUAGUGGCAAACGAAACCUUCCAGCAGUGGAAGGCUGAGUAUCCCGCAAUGCCUGUUAUCGUGUCCGUCAUUAAGCAAUUCUUGCUCCUUCGCGGCCUCAAUGAAGUCCCAACUGGCGGCCUGGGAGGGUUUUCCAUCACUUGUCUCGUCACGAGUCUUCUGCAGCACCUGCCGCAUGGUCAUGGGACACCGAACCUGGGCAGCGUUCUCAUGGAUUUUUUCGAGUUUUACGGUAACGGUUUUGACUAUGAUUCCGUUGGAAUUCGCUUUAACCCACCGGGCUACUUCAAUAAGAGGGUCUAUAAGCUUUCCUUCAAUAACAGUCCCCGUCUAUCAAUUGAGGAUCCCAACAAUGCCGACAACGAUGUUUCUGGUGGAACACGGGAGAUUGCAUUGAUUUUCAGAGCGUUUUCAGAGGCCUAUCAACGUCUCAAGGAGCGCAUGAUCUCCACAGCCACAGCGGGCCAGACGCAGGCCAGCAUCCUUGAAGCCAUUAUUGCCGCAAACUAUGAGGAGUACACUGAGCAGCGGUGGCAGCUCCGGCAGGUCUUUGACACCGAUGAAAGAUUUGCCCGGUACCGUCGGGAUUCCACUCCUCCGCCCCCUCCUCCUGAGUCCCCUCCGGCUGAUGCUGCUCCACCUCUCCCUCCAAACCCCCCUCCUGCUGCACCCAAAUCGCAGAAGGAUAAAAUGACUAAGCUGCAAAAGAAGCAACAAGCUGCGCGGGAACGUUCUGCUCGUCUCAAGCGCUUGCGUCCCGACAUACCGUCCAUUCCCUACUCGAUCAGCAAUGAGCAGGCCAUCAGUCUGGGCGGCUACAAGUCGCAAUCAGAUAUGGACAGAGACCUUUUGAUGCGAGAGAAGGGGAUGUAA